GCUUAAAGCCCCUUACCUACACGUCAUGUGAUUUGCCGCUGGCAGCCGAAAAAGGACAAUGACCCCCAUCAUAGAGGAGCAGAAAACGUACUACACCCUUUUCCUUUCCCUCGAAGUCCAACGGAAAUUAUGGAAUCGCGCGAUACGGUUCUGGGCGCACAAAUCGCUUGUUCCCUUCGAUUUUCGUUCGACACCAUGGAAAUGGGCGUUCAUCUACUAGUGAACGAGGGAAAGCUCAAUCUGACGAUAAAGUCGGCGGCGAUGGUAUGGAAGAAGACCUCGUGGACACUUUCAGUCAGCAGUUCGACACCAGGACAUUCUAGGGAGGAAUGCUCACACAUAUCAAGAACAUUUGCGCCUCCUGUGACGGCCUUGAGUAUCAAAUCCGGCUCAAUGAUUGUAGAAUGCUUACCAUUCUCGAACGAAACGGUUCAGGUUUCCUUCGGCUUGCAGACAGCUGCCACGAGUUGGUGCAUGCCAUCCGUGCAUGUUGUAGCUGUAUUUUCAUAUCUUCCUUUCAGCUUGAAGCACCUGGCUUCAAAUAGAAUGCGAACACUCUUCCGAUCAUAUUGUGAAUCCGUACCAUUCAUUGUCCUUUACCCUCCACAAAAUUCAGGUGUCAGACACAUGUUUUGUCACCUUAGCUACCACCAAUCAACUGUUUUUGCCUGUUUUUACUGCUCUCUGCGUGAUUCCUUUGAAACACUAAAACUACAUUCAAAGUGCCAGUGCCGACGCUUUCCAAGCUUCUGGUAAUGAUACGGGCUCGGGAUCUGGAAUCGCCAAAAGUUACCCGUCG
This is a messenger RNA of Suillus plorans, 799 nucleotides long. RefSeq lists its product as uncharacterized. The transcript has 3 exons. The record is from RefSeq and is a predicted model, not a curated record. Lineage: Eukaryota; Fungi; Basidiomycota; Agaricomycetes; Boletales; Suillaceae. Bases 130 to 756 code for a protein of 208 amino acids.